CCUCAACGUCCCCAUCAGCCACCACCGCAUAUCCCUCACCAGCAGCAUCGUCCUGCUGCCUUCAUCCCCGAAACCCUAGAUUUCCCUUCACAGAAGACAAGUGGCUUAGGAGGAGCAAUUGGAUAUGGACAUACUGUUGAGAUCAACUUCUGUGUCUCCUGUUCUUUCAAGGGAACUGCAGUCACCAUGAAGAAGAUGUUAGAGACGGCUUUCCCCGGUUUAGAUGUGAUUCUCGCAAAUUAUCCACCACCACAACCAAAGCGCCUUCUAGCUAAGGUUGUGCCGGUCGCUCAGAUGGGAGUUAUUGGUAUGAUUGUUGCAGGUGAUCGUGUCUUUCCCAUGAUUGGAAUUGCGCAGCCACCUGCUUGGUUCCAUUCCUUGAGGGCCAAUAGAUUUGGAUCCAUGGCUUCCACUUGGCUUAUCGGUAACUUUCUGCAGUCUUACCUUCAAAGCUCAGGCGCCUUUGAAGUUCACUGCGACGGGGAACUGGUGUUCUCUAAAUUGAAAGAAGGUAGAUUUCCAGGAGAGAUCGAGCUGAGAGAUCUCAUCGGCAAGACUUUAACAAGACCAGGCACACUCGCAGGCAGCUACUGAAGUAGUAUCAGAAGAUAGAAAGGUGGAACCUUUCCGUGAAGUUCCACAAAGUAUUUUAGCGCGAGAUGGUGUUAAGAGUCUCAUAUGCCAACAUUGUGUCUUUAUGUUUUUGAUUUACAUCAUGGUGUUACAGUCUCAUCUCUCUCAUAUAUAUACCUUGGUUAACUAAGAGUUUAUUACUUCUUUGGAUCAAUCAUAAGGCAUUAGUCA
Camelina sativa (false flax) is the source of this 804-nucleotide messenger RNA. RefSeq names its product selT-like protein. Gene Ontology annotation, biological process: cell redox homeostasis. Gene Ontology annotation, cellular component: endoplasmic reticulum membrane. NCBI's taxonomy places the organism in Eukaryota, Viridiplantae, Streptophyta, Magnoliopsida, Brassicales, Brassicaceae. The record is from RefSeq and is a predicted model, not a curated record. Gene Ontology annotation, molecular function: thioredoxin-disulfide reductase (NADPH) activity.